CUGGACUUUACUGUCUUUGCCUCCAGAAUUACUCAAGGGAAGGGACUCAUGCCUGAUGGUACCAGCAGAUUCACCUGCAAAGGAAAGCAGAUUUACCACUUCAUGGGGACUAGCACUUUCUCAGAGUACACCGUGGUGGCCGAUAUCUCAGUAGCUAAGAUAGAUGCUGCAGCACCCCUUGAUAAAGUUUGCCUGCUUGGUUGUGGAAUCUCUACUGGCUAUGGGGCUGCUGUCAACACUGCCAAGGUGGAACCUGGCUCUACAUGUGCUGUCUUUGGUUUAGGAGGGGUUGGGCUGGCGGUUAUUAUGGGCUGUAAAGUAGCAGGAGCAUCACGGAUCAUUGGCAUCGAACUUAACAAGGAUAAGUAUGCCAAAGCCAAAGAGUUUGGAGCUGGUGAGUACAUUAGCCCUCAAGACUUCAAGAAACCCAUACAGGAAGCGCUGAUUGAGAUGACCGAUGGUGGUGUGGACUUCUCAUUUGAGUGCAUUGGUAACGUUGGAGUCAUGAGAGCUGCCUUGGAAGCCUGCCACAAAGGCUGGGGCGUCAGCGUGAUAGUUGGAGUGGCUGGUGCUGGGCAGGAGAUCUGCACGCGGCCGUUCCAGCUCGUGACGGGGCGGACGUGGAAGGGCACUGCCUUUGGAGGCUGGAAGAGCGUAGACAGUGUACCAAAACUGGUGACUGAAUACAUGUCCAAAAAGAUCAAGGUUGAUGAAUUUGUGACUCACACCCUGCCUUUUGACAAAAUUAAUGAGGCUUUUGAGCUGAUGCAUACAGGAAAGAGCAUUCGAACUGUCCUAAAACUUUAGAGCCAGAUGUGGAUGUUCUGUUUGGCCAGGAGCAUGGUAACUGUCCUUCUAUAAUGGAGUUUCUGAUAGAGGGUAGAAUCAAGCAAAUGAAAACUCACUGGGACUAAGAAGAUCAUGUAUUUUACC
Molecule: messenger RNA, 933 nt
Organism: Merops nubicus (carmine bee-eater)
Lineage: Eukaryota; Metazoa; Chordata; Aves; Coraciiformes; Meropidae
Gene: ADH5
Product: alcohol dehydrogenase 5 (class III), chi polypeptide
Exons: 5
Biological process (GO): formaldehyde catabolic process
Cellular component (GO): cytosol
Molecular function (GO): S-(hydroxymethyl)glutathione dehydrogenase [NAD(P)+] activity; zinc ion binding
Source: RefSeq, a predicted model, not a curated record